This is a messenger RNA of Camarhynchus parvulus, 3473 nucleotides long. It is a transcript of the gene ARSK, whose product is annotated as arylsulfatase family member K. NCBI's taxonomy places the organism in Eukaryota, Metazoa, Chordata, Aves, Passeriformes, Thraupidae. The record is from RefSeq and is a predicted model, not a curated record. The coding region runs from base 183 to 1826 and encodes 547 amino acids. The transcript has 9 exons.
CCUGUUUCCCAGGGCACGCUGGGAAUUGCAGGCCGCCGCACUGGGCACCGUGGGAGUUGUAGGCCGCUGUGAGCGGAUAGCGUGCAGUGGGUUCAAGUCUUUCGCUGUGGCUAGAGCUCCGGAAUCUGUUUUCGGAGCUGUUGCUUCUCGGUUAGAGAGCUGGGGGCCACGGUGUCGGGGCGAUGCGAGACUGCGGGCCGCUGCGAGACGGCGGGCCGCUGGGGAUAGCCGGCGUGGCGCUGCUCCUCAUGGCCGCCGGGACGGGAGCAAGGCCGCGGCCCGCCGCCCCCGGGGACCAGCCCCGAUCUAACGUGGUGUUGGUGGCCUGCGACUCCUUGGAUGGACGCUUGACAUUUUUGCCUGGAAAUCACACUGUAGAUUUACCUUCCAUAAAUUUUAUGAAAAGACAUGGCACUGUUUUUCUUAAUGCCUACACCAAUUCUCCAAUUUGUUGUCCUUCCCGUGCAGCUAUGUGGAGUGGUCUUUUCACUCAUAUAACAGAAUCUUGGAAUAACUUCAAAGGUCUAAACCCAGAUUAUGUAACAUGGAUGGAUCUCAUGGAGAAGCAUGGCUACCAUACACAGAAGUUUGGGAAAUUGGACUUUACUUCUGGACAUCAUUCAGUAAGUAACCGUGUGGAAGCUUGGACUAGGGAUGUUAACUUCCUGCUCCGACAAGAAGGAAGACCCAUGGUGAAACUUACAGGCCAUAGGAAGCAGUUUAGAGUAAUGGAAAAAGAUUGGCAAAAUGUCGAUAAAGCAGUAAAUUGGAUAAAGGAAGAAGCUGUUAACUUUACUCAACCAUUUAUUCUGUACUUGGGACUAAAUUUACCACACCCGUAUCCAUCACCCUAUGCAGGAGAAAAUUUUGGAUCCUCUACAUUUUUAACAUCUCCCUAUUGGCUUGAAAAGGUAAAUUAUGAAGCUGUUAAAAUACCUAAGUGGUCUUCUCUUUCAGAGAUGCAUCCUGUAGACUAUUACACAUCGUACACCAAGAAUUGCACAGGAGAGUUUACAAAGGAAGAAGUGAGAAAUAUUAGAGCAUUUUAUUAUGCUAUGUGUGCAGAGACAGAUGCCAUGCUGGGUGAGAUUAUUUCAGCUCUGCGAGAUACUGGGCUUCUUGGAAAAACAAUUGUUAUAUUCACUGCAGAUCAUGGAGAACUUGCUAUGGAACACCGUCAGUUCUAUAAAAUGAGCAUGUAUGAGGGAAGUUCCCAUGUUCCUCUUUUAGUUAUGGGACCAGGUUUAAGAGAACAGCAACAAAUACCAAAUGUAGUAUCUCUCGUGGAUAUCUAUCCUACUAUGCUUGAUAUAGCAAGAAUUCCUGUCCCACAGAAUCUCAGUGGAUAUUCUCUUAUACCGCUGCUACGUGAAAAGGCUGAAAGCGAAGAGUCACCCAGAGGAGCUCGGCCCUCAUGGGUGCUGAGUGAGUUCCAUGGGUGCAAUGUGAAUUCCUCUGUAUAUAUGCUGAGAACUGGCAAGUGGAAAUACAUCACGUACUCAGAUGGCUCUUCAGUACUUCCCCAACUCUUUGACCUUACUGCUGAUCCAGAUGAGCUUACAAACCUUGCCAUAAAAUUCCCAGUAACUGUACAUUCUUUGGACAAAAUACUUCGCUCUAUAGUAAACUAUCCAAAGGUUUCUUCUUCUGUUCACGAGUAUAACAAACAACAGUUUAUCAGUUGGAAACAAAGUUUGGGUCAAAAUUACUCAAGUGUUAUUGCAAACCUUAGGUGGCAUCAAGACUGGUUAAAGGACCCAAAAAAGUAUGAGAAUGCAAUUGACAAGUGGCUUGGAGAUGUUGAUGCUCUUCUGGGCAUCCAUUAAAGGUGUUGAUAUUUGACUGGCUGGAUUGGGAUGGACAGACACCCUUUCUCAAAAAAUCUAAGUUAAAGCCCUCUUCAGGAGUCUGGCAAGUCUCUGACCAAAGAUUCUUUUUCCCUGCUUUGUCACAUGGGCCCCAUUGCCUCCAGGAAACCAGGGCAUGGCAAAAGGGCUGAAGUAACCUAAGUCCUGACUAUGGCACCAUGGUUUCAAUCAAUUGUUGCCCCUCCAAGGUCAUCUGGUCCUUUCGUAAUAAUAUAAUUUCGUAACUUGUGAGCCCAUAAAGAAAACACACAUUAUCAUUCUAGUCUCAGAUUGCUCAGGCAUUUCUAAGAAUAAGCCUUUGAAAUGUGAGGAAGUGUGUCAAAGCUUAUCCUCACAGUUGUGUUAUAAGCCACUAGCAACGAGAAUAAAGCAUAUUGUUGAUUUAAAUAAGUUUAGAAAACCAGGAUAGCAGUAUCAUCUUUCAAACGGAUUUUUCACUAUUUUUUUUCCUCUUCUGUUUUAUUAGAUUUCAAAGUGAAAGAUAACGUGUGUCUUUCUGAAGUACCUUCCUGUCAAAUGUUGUUUUAUAGCUUUUGCUAAACAUAGGUACUUGUUUCAGCUUUUGUGAAGUCACAUUACCUUUAAUUCCUCUCUCUUACUGAAGCUAGAAGGUUAAAAUUAAAAUUGGAAGCAAUAAACCUCUCCAUAAAACAUCUUUAAUCUUACAGAUUGAACUAUCCUUAGGUCUUCAGGCUUAUGUAAUACUGAAAAUUCUAUGGAGGCAUUGAGCCAUGGAAAGCUGGUAUUUUUACACAAUUCCUUGUAAACAGUAAAUCUAUGUGUAUAUAUACCCUUAUUGUUUUUAGAGCAGCUCCUUACUGGAAACCUAGAGAAACUCUGAGAUUUAAUGAAAUGUAGUGAGUAACAGCAUAUAUAGGAUGGCUAAAGGAUUUAUUUACAACGAACAGCCAUACUUUUCUUCAGAAUUAUAAAUUUUUAUUUCUGUAAUAAUAAUAAAAAUUACCAGAAAAGUGCAAAUAUCCCCUUUGCCAUUGUCUGAGCAUCCUGACCCACUUACAGUAUAAACACCACCUCAUGUUGCAGAAUUGGUGUGUGUGUGCCAUGCUUAUAGACAAUAUUUCCCUUUGUUGUAAACCAAAAAAAUCAUCUGUAAAAUGCAAGAUUUUUUGACAAACACUGCAGUAAAGAUUAAUCAGAGGGUGAUAUAUAAAAUAUUUUUUCUUCUAUUUCAUACAAACUGUGAAUAAGAUAUAGUUAUGAGAAGUAGUUAGAAUCCUAAGUCUUAAAAUAUCAUGUCAUAGAUACAUGAAUUCACAGGAAAGUAUGCUGUAAAGAUUAUGAAGAUUAUGUUCAGGGAAUACCAGGUGAUUAUGAAGAAAAUCUAAGUAAAAUCCUCCAAGUUGCCUCUUCUAUUAUGAAUUGCUGAGUAACUCUAAUCACAAAUCAGUGAACUACUGGCAUCCUCUCCCAGUGGCAUUCAUCAAGUAGAUGCACCCAUCUUGCUUAUCUCAUUUCUAGUAAUGAUUGGCAGGGUUCUUCAAUAAGGUCUGAAGAAAAGCUUGUUUUAGUUACACAAAUACAUAUUGGGAAAGGAUUAUUCUCCACACAAAUGCAUAGAAACUUGCUCUCUUAACCAGAUUAUAU